Durusdinium trenchii is the source of this 648-nucleotide messenger RNA. The record is from the annotation of a GenBank genome assembly. NCBI's taxonomy places the organism in Eukaryota, Dinophyceae, Suessiales, Symbiodiniaceae.
GGUCCUUCGACAAGCCCUUUUACAUCAACCUGUGUGGCAACAGAAUGAUGCAGUACGCCAUUAUCCUAGCUCAACUUGCCUUGUACGCAGCUGUAUUCAUCCCCUUCUUUUCCGACAAGAUCCUGGAGUUGGUGGGAUUGGACAUCGGAGAGAAAGGUUGGGCGAUGGCCGUGAUUGGCCCCGUGGGCACGUUGAUCCUGUGCGAGCUCAGUAAGGUGAUCACGUACUAUCAGAUGAAGAACUACCAGAGGUGGUUGGCCAAGAAGGAGGCUGAGAAUGCCGCCAAGUUGGAAGCGGAUAUCGCCGCCACCCCACGGAAGGAGUUCUCCUCCGAGGCCAAGGAACCGUUCACUUCAAGUGUCGACAAGAUCGAGAAGGUGGAACGGCCACCUGCCGUGCGGCUUUAGGCGGGGCGAUCGCUGUGCUGUCCGAAUAGCCACGAAGCUCGCCCAGCUGGACCAACCUCCGUGAGGCGUGAAGAGAUCGAUGACCAGACUCUUGAGGUGGAGGCCAUUACUUUGGAUUUUUUGGACCCCAUCGUUGAGUGACUUGCCGGAGCUCUAAACGGACGGUUGAGCUCCCGAGCUGGGUGGAGGUUUGGCCCAAUUUGAAGCGUUUGCAGUGCACCGGUCGACGUAGAGAAGAGGC